Molecule: messenger RNA, 5800 nt
Organism: Gadus chalcogrammus (walleye pollock)
Lineage: Eukaryota; Metazoa; Chordata; Actinopteri; Gadiformes; Gadidae
Product: semaphorin-7A-like
Exons: 14
Coding region: 78-1994 (638 amino acids)
Biological process (GO): semaphorin-plexin signaling pathway; negative chemotaxis; positive regulation of macrophage cytokine production
Molecular function (GO): chemorepellent activity; integrin binding; semaphorin receptor binding
Source: RefSeq, a predicted model, not a curated record
GUGACAGUAAGUUGAGAAGAGUAAUAAGAACCGACGAGGAAACAAACCAGAGACACCAAUAAUUCAAUGCUCCUAUCAUGAUAAUGAAGCUCUUUGUCGCAUUUAUAUUAUACAUGUAUAUUAUUCUGGCAGAAGCCCACAGAUCCCCGGAUCCAAGGCUGGAGUUCACACAUGAUAUGAAAAUGAAGCGCAUUACUCUACCGCACAAACAAACCCAUAUACAACUGGUCGAAGAUGGGGCGAAUAAAGUGAUUAUGAAAGCAGAUCAACACCUGUAUUCUCUUGACUUUGCCCAGGAAACGAACAUCACAACUCUUGGAAGCCGAUGUGAAGGAGGCAGUCCUCAAGUUGAACCCUAUGCGUACAACAUCACUGUGCUGCACAAACUGAAGGGGAUCGAGAACCAGGUGUUCCUUUGUGAGACAAGUGAAACAAGGACGAAGUGCUGCAUCAGGGAUUUGUCACCAUCUGGAGAGUGCAGGGCCCCAAAGCAUCUAGAGGGAAUCAGCAGCACCAUCAAGGAGUACCGCCUCCGGGCCGGGGAGCCCUCGCUCUUUAUCGAGGCACAAGGAAGUUAUGUGCUUUACGUCACUCAGUCCAGCACAGAGAACUCCAUUGGGAUCUACAAGUUUGGUUCGGACCGGGUCAGACCCACCGCGCCCGAUAAUGCUCCGCUCCCGGUAGAGCCCCAUUACAUGGGCUUGGUCUCCUUUGAGGGUACAAACCGGACGCAGGACAAACUGUAUGCCUUCUUUAAAGAGAAGAACACGGCUGGUGCUCCGGAGAGCGACAUGUGGCUGCCCUUCGUGGCCCAAGUUUGUAAGGGUGACACAGGUGGUCCCAAAACCAAACUGCAGUACCAGUGGACGUCCCAGUUAAAAGCCCUGCUCUUCUGCGGGGACAAAGCCAGCAAACAGCACUUCCCGGAGCUGGUGGGCGUGGCCUUCUAUCACCAUAAGGAUGAUGACAGAGUCUACGGGCUCUUCCGGAACGAGUGGAACAUGAGUGCCGUGUGCGUAUUUCCCGUACACGCCAUCCGCAAUGUCUUUGAAACCUCCUCCUUCAAGGGAAACAAGGGGCUUCCCCCCGUCCCAAGGCCGGGCGCAUGCCCCUCAUUCAUGGGACAGCACAGCAAGCUGCUGGAGAGGCUGAGCUUUGUGCAGAGUCACCCCGAGAUGGACGCUCGGGUGUUCCCGGAGAGCACCCCCCUGUUGGUCAGCAACCACCACUACACACACAUACGCCUGCACGCCGUUGCCAUCAAGUGGGGGGGCCAUCACGUAGUCCUGUAUCUCUCGCUGGAGAGCGGCAAGAUCCACAAAGUUCUGGAGCGCAAGAGCGGGGCGUUCAUCAUCGCUGAGUACAGCCCGUUCAGCGACAGAACACACGUCGUCGACAUGAUGCUGCAGGAGGAUGAGAUGAAGCUGUAUGUGAGCUCGUCGAGGGAGGUGGUGCAGGUGGAGAUGCAGCAGUGUGACCGGUACGGGCCGCGCUGUGAGGACUGCGUGUUGGCCAGUGACCCCUACUGCGGCUGGGACCGGACCCACUCAGCAUGUGUUCCUUCUACAAAGGAGACACUGCAGGAUGUGGAGGGAGGGAAUCACUCUGUCUGUCCUUCCAGAAAAGGGUACUUUGGGAAUAGUACUUUGGGAAAAGUACCAGAAGAGAAGCACUCAGUGGCGAAGUCCUUCCUUAAUUGUCCCGUCACCUCACGCCACGCUGAGUACACCUGGCACGGUCCCGGGAACGUCACCAUGGCCUGCAAGGCCACGGAGAAUGGGUGUGACCUCCCGAUCGACAGCAUCGGCCCCGAGAACCAAGGGGUCUACAGUUGCAUGGCGGUCGAGCUGGGCUACAAGAGAACUGUGGUGGAGGGGACGGUAUCUCCAUCUGCCGCCGGUCCGGGGCGGCACGGGGGGUCUGGUGUCGACUGGGUCGUGGCCAUCAGCCUUCUUCAGCUAGCAGCCAUACUUGUUCUACAGAACACAAACUAAGGACCUUCUAUGAAGACCUCAAGGUGUUGGCUCACUUCCCCAACACGCAGCAACUCUGAGCAAUGGAGGAACAGAGAGGGUUGCAUAGAAGUCUACCUAGCUGAAGUUAAAAUGAACAAUUUCAAUCUACAUCUCUAUGAAAUGCCCCAGGCAGGGUUUCUGUCAUUAAGUAUAAUUUUCCACAUCAAGAAAUGUUUAAAGGUGACAUAGUAUACCACCACGUUUGACUGUGAUUAGCCGUUAUAAGCCAUUUUGAAAAUCUGCCUCUUCCGACAUCCUUAAGUGGGUGUGUGGUUGUGAUGUCAGAAGAGGCCGAUUUUCAAAACGGCUUGAAAGGCUAAUCACACUCACACCUGGUGGUAUAAUAUAGAUAGAUAGAUCGAUAGCUCAUUCAUUGUCCCCUUGGGGGAAAUUUUCUCAGUGAAUAGACGGAUACACAUGACCGUUAAAACCCAAAAUCAUAUUUCCCACGUGGUUCAAGGACCCAUAUAAGGUUGUUGGCUUUUUAAACCAACAAUUAAAACCUUAUUUUUAAAUGUUUGUUUAAGAAGCUGAUGGAUUUUGUGAUUGAAUGACUGGUUUGUCCUAUUUUUGGAGAGGGCUGGGUAUCGAAACCUGCUACCUGUGGGUAAUAAUUCAAAGGUAGUGCAAAGUGUGUGUUUUGAAUUUGCUAAAAUUUGCAUUUGCUGCUUUACUCUGAACUCUCUCUCUGUAGUUGUGUUCCAGACUAUUCAAAUUAGUACCCAACAGUGUUCCUUGUCCCUUUUAAAUAAAACAUAAGCAGUGUAGAACAUCUUAGCCAUUUUGCAGUCUACAUCAAAUGAGAUCAGCUUUUUUAAAAAGUAAAGCCUUUGCUGGCCUUUUUUGCUGAGUUCCGUGUACUGCUCCCACUUCAACUUUUCUAAAACCACCCCCAGAUACUUAUACUCAUGGAAAGACUGUAUGGGCUGCCCUUGGAUAAUCGUUUUAUGAAAUGCUUUGUCUCUCCUAAAAUAUGUCACCUUUAAAACAAGACUGUCACGCCAACAUUAGUUUACGGAGGUUAAGUACAGCUCACAGAGAAGGCAGCAGACCACCUUAAGAUUAAGUAUUAGAGAAUAGAGAUUCAUUUUCGUAAAACUGGAUCAGGCCUUUUGUUCCCGAUUGUUAUCUUCUUAAGGGGAAACUAGUUUAAAGUAUAAAUCUCCUUAAACUGCCAUUAUAUGCACAUGUUGUAAUAUAAUGUAAUUGAUCUCCUUUCUUUUUGCAAUUUGCACAUUUAUGUAUUUAUAUAGAUUGAAUUGCUGAUUAUCAUAUCAAUUUACGCCAUUCUCAUUGGCUCCUUCUGUGCUCUUAAUUCCGAAUUGAGCAGGUUGCAAUUCACUCACGGGCCAAAGGGGUCAGUAAUAAGGAGGAAUGUUACAUUUAUUUAGUAUGUUUGUGUAAUGUUAGACUAUACUAGCCCUUGCAGUUUGGCUUCUAUAUUAACCCUUGCAGUUAAGUAGAUCUUUAUUUAUUAUUAUAUAUUUUUAUUUUUUAAGGCAUUUCAAUCAUUCUGCGUCCGGGUUAAGCAUCUUGAACUGUUACGUAUGACACCUGUACAUAUAUCUGUACACGUAGAGUGAGGGGUCUAGGGGGUGGCCGGGUGGCCGGGGCCACCCUAGAGUGAAUCCCGGCCACCCCAUUGGCCACCCUAGUCAUAUUAGCAUUUUUCCUAAUUUAUUGUUAGAGAAAUUUUUGUUACAUUUUAUAUUUGUAUUCUUUUGAAUCCGUCUUCACCUAGAUAUUCCUGAAACGCAUCAAAGGAAAACGGAGAGAAAAUAUUGUUUUCGCCCAUAUGGAUGUUCGACUCAGCAAUCUAGGAGUUUUAAGUGUAGAGUCAAAACAAGCAAAAGUCCUAGAUUUUGAUGAUUCUGGGAAUCGCUUUGCUACAAACCACAAUAACCGCAGAAUACGGCUGUUGUAAGAUGAAUCUAUGGAAUGUUAAUGUAUUUUGUAUAUAUUAGAGGCAGGGAUUUAAAAGUUAAAAAAAAUAAUGGUUUUGGCAAUUGUGUAAUUGAUUUUCUGAUAAAUGCACAGCAUUGUGGCUUUUUACUUUUACAGCGUUAGACCAAAAGAUCGAGUUGGUGGGUUUUUUGAAACACCUGAAAAGCUGAGACUAACGUGCAGAUUUUACUUUAGAAUCUGAGUUAAAUCAAUACACUCCUUUAGAAAUGUGAGUUAAAAUGAGUCAGAAAUGAAAUUCUUCUUGAUGAUGUUUUUGUAUAUAUAUAAAUAUUAGAGCUGUCAGUUAAACGCGUUAUUAACGGCGUUAACACAAACCAAAUUUAACGGCGUUAAAUUUUUUAUCGCGCGAUUAACGCAAUUAUUUUAUAAAAAAAAAGAAAAAAACUUUUUUUUUUUUUUCAUUUGAACAUAGCAGUCAGGCUACUGCUUCUUUGUUUUGAGCCCAAAAAAAAAAACUUUUUUUUUUUUGGGCUCAAAACAAAGAAGCAGUAGCCUGACUGCUAUGUUCAAAUGAAAUUUGUUCAAAGCAGUCGUUUAAUUGCACUAUAGGCUCUUUUUUUGUAUCGUCCUGUUUUGAUCAGUGUAUAUGCCAAUGUUGUUAUCAAUAAAAAAGCAUUUGCACAAGGCAAGCCAAUGCACUUCACCAUGUUGAUAAGAGAAUUAAAAUGAGAAGAAUUAUGGGACAAAAAAAUCAAGGGAUAUUUAGCAUAGAAAAAUAAUUUGCGAUUAAUCGCGAUUAAUUAGAGUUAACUAUGACAUUAAUGCGAUUAAUCACGAUUAAAUAUUUUAAUCGCUUGACAGCUCUAAUAAAUAUUAACUCAUAAGUAACUGCAAGAUAGUGUAUUUGACAAUUACACCACUGUCUGAAUUAAUAUUAGGAUGUAGAGUUACAGCGUGUACAUGCCUUAAAUAUUCCCUCCAUUUCAAGAUGCCUUAUAUCAGCUUUAGAUUUAUGUGCCACCCCAAAAUAAUCUCUGGUCUCACCUAUGGAGGUAGAUUUGUGUCUUUAUUAUGCAAUCAAAAAUAAUAGGUUUGAGAUCAAAACUUUCCACACUGCAAUCAAAAAAUAGAUUUGAGAGCAAAACUAUCGACACUGCAAUCAAAAAAAAAUGUAUUGCAAGAUAAAUUAAUGUGAUAAAAAAAAUAUUAAUGGGAAUCCAAAAGUUUUGUUUGCAAACCCAAAAGUUUUGUUUGCAAAUCCAAAAGUUUUGUUUGCGAAUCCAAAAGUUUUGUUUGCGAAUCAAAAAGCUUUGUUUGCGAAUCCUAAAGUUUUGCUUGCGAAUCCAAAAGCUUUGCUUGCUGUUGAGCUGAAUCUCGUGGGCGGGACCUACGCCGAAAGAUGUAAGACACGUCUCUAUUGGCCAGUCUCGAUCGGAGUGACAGCUUGGCAACAUCCGAAAAGCCGCUGGCCCCCGACCGCCUCCAGAAGCAGAUUGUCGGCCUGACGGACAGGGUGUUCGUUUGUGCCUCUCAAUCCGCGGCGGCGCUCAACAACAUCGCCCUGCUCUCCUCUGCCAUGGUCUCCUUGUCGGCUGACAGGGAGGCCUACGGGAUUUUCAGGGCGCGCAAGCGCGCGCACGGGACAAGCCCAUAAAGGCGAAGCCUAGACGGCGUAGCCUACAUGAAAUAGAACUCCCUCUCUCGUUACUAACUGUGGACGUUGCCAAGCUGUCACUCCGAUCGAGACUGGCCAAUAGAGACGUGUCUUACAUCUUUCGGCGUAGGUCCCGCCCACGAGAUUCAGCUCAACAGCAAGCAAAGCUUUUGGAUUCGCAAGCAAAACUUUAGGAUUCGCAAACAAAGCUUUUUGAUUCGCAAAC